Phragmites australis (common reed) is the source of this 531-nucleotide messenger RNA. Its product is annotated as phytosulfokine receptor 1-like. NCBI's taxonomy places the organism in Eukaryota, Viridiplantae, Streptophyta, Magnoliopsida, Poales, Poaceae. Gene Ontology annotation, molecular function: ATP binding; protein kinase activity. Gene Ontology annotation, biological process: protein phosphorylation. The record is from RefSeq and is a predicted model, not a curated record.
AUGAAGGGCCUUAAGGAACAAGACAGGCUUCAGAUAGCAAAAGGAGCAUCAAGAGGUUUGGCAUACCUGCACUUGUCAUGUCAACCCCAUAUUCUCCAUCGUGAUAUCAAGUCAAGCAACAUUCUUCUGGACAAAAAUUUUGAAGCCCAUUUGGCUGAUUUCGGGCUUGCUCAGCUUAUUUGUCCCUAUGCUACACAUGUGACAACUGACAUAGAUGGCACGCUAGGUUAUCCCCCUGAGUAUGGCCAGUCUUCAGUAGCCACUUUCAAGGGUGAUGUUUUUAGUUUUUGCAUUGUCCUUCUAGAGUUAUUAACUGGAAAGAGGCCUGUAGAUAUGUGUAAGCCGAAGGGAGCUCGGGAGUUGGUCUCGUGGGUUAUACAUAUGAAAGAAGAAAACCAUGAAGCUGGUGUCUUGGACCGUGCAAUGUAUGAUAGGAAGUUUGAGAUGCAAAUGAUGCAGAUGAUUGAUAUUGCUUGUUUGUGCGUAAGUGACUCACCAAAACUGAGACCAUUAACACAUCAGCUAGUGUAA